Amphibalanus amphitrite is the source of this 2992-nucleotide messenger RNA. Its product is annotated as basic proline-rich protein-like. The coding region runs from base 205 to 2754 and encodes 849 amino acids. NCBI's taxonomy places the organism in Eukaryota, Metazoa, Arthropoda, Thecostraca, Balanomorpha, Balanidae. The transcript is spliced from 2 exons. The record is from RefSeq and is a predicted model, not a curated record.
UAUUCCACAUCGUGUCCGCAUGUUUGAAUCAAUACUGAGGGUCACGUAAACUCAAAUUCAUAGCUUUUGUGAAAAAACAUCUGAUAAGACAUCAUUUAAUCACCAUUUAAUCAUAUGUUUCUUGACAUUCCGCCUUGAACACGUACAUUUUUAAUUCUUGAUUUCUGCUUCCGGCCGCGUCUGAUCCGCAAGUGAAUCGUCAAUAUGUCUGGCGCGAUGGGCGGGGACGACGCCCCGCUCACACAGGCGCUCGACUCGUUCGAUCAGCUGUCUCUGCGGCGGGACCGGGAGCGGCGCCGUGUCACUGAAGAGGAGAAUGCCGUGCGCUGCCUGGAGGAGCUGCUGGCCGAGAAGCAGCGAGAAACGCAGCAACUGGCGCGCGAGGCAGAGUCGCGGGCCGCGGAGCUGGCCGCCCUCGAGCGUCGCGUGCCGGCACUGGAGGACACACAUCACGGCGCCAGACGAUCGCUGCAGAUGCUGACUCAGAUGCGCGACCUGCUCAACAAACAGCUGGACUUUGAGAAGCGCAAAACGGAGGAGAUGCUUCAAAAGCUGGACGACGAGGUGAAGGAGGCGGCAGCGCGCUGGGAGCGGUACGAAACCGUCUACCUAACCAUGCCGGCCUACCAGCGGAAGCUGGAGAUGGACUCGCUGGCCGCCGAGGAGCGCGAGCUCCACGAGAGGAGGGAGCAGUUGGAGGCGGCGCUGAACUCGCGAGUGUCCGACCGCGACUUCUGUGUCCGUCUGGCCGAGUGCUGGAGACAGGCGCGGCUGCUGGAGGGGGCCAUCGCCGGCGCCGGCGGCGGCGGCGACCAGAGCCCCGAGAGGGAGAACAUGAGCGGCGCCUGCUCACAGGGCUUCGGCACACCGCGCUGCAGCCGCACGCCCAGCCCCGUGUACGAUAUGGAGACUGGCAACGAGUCGGGUGGCGCGGAGGAGACGGCCGAGCGAAGCGACGCGAGCGAAGACGAUCGGACUGCCGACGCCGCCUCCAUUCUGGCGGAGGGCGGGGACCGAUACCAGACCGAGGGAGAGCCCUCAGAGGCCGCUGCUAGUUGCUGGGAGGCAGGGAGUGAACAAGGAACGCCACAGAAGGGGCCUUCGCCGCCGCAGGAACCUGUAUCUCUGCCACAGGGAGCGGUGCGCCCGCCUACGCCAACCCAGCCGGGCGUGCCAAGUCCGCCCCGAGCCGGGGCGUCACCCCAGCGUCAGGCAGCUGAGCGGCAGACGCAGGUCCUCCCACAGGGCAGGUCGCGACCCACAGAGCCAGUCCAGCGGCCGCCGCCUCCCGCUGUCACCUCGCCGGCCCCACAUACACGGCCGUCCCCGGAGAAACCCCAGUGGAGCACGGAGCCGGUGCCCCCCGUCCGCCGGCAGAGCUCGUUCCUGAUCCAGCUGCCGAGUCUGUACAGACCGAGCAGGCCCCGCGCCGAUAGGCAGACAGACACCUCGACUGGCGGCCGCACGGCCAGUAAUACAUCGCCGGCUCGGUCUUCGAUCAACACCUCGACGGUGCACAGACCGCCCCAGGCCCCUUCGCCGUUACAGGCACCACAGCGACAACCGUCGCCUGCGACAGCGGCUACGGCUGAGGAUGUGGAGAUGACGGACGUACAGGAGGCACGGCCUGCUCCCGUCCGCCCCCCACCGGCUGGUCGGCCGCGGCCCGACCUCGCGGGUAGUAACCGCGGUGGGAACAGCGAGAGAGCGGUAUCACGAGACAGCUCUCCUAGCGAGUCUCCGUCCCCUCGCAAAACGGUGGCGAUGGAACAGCGACAGCAGCAGCAGUCGAGCAUGAUACCGGGGGAGCAGCGGCAACAGCCGCACAUAGCCGGACAACAGAAGCCGCCGCGCCCUGCAAUGGGGCAGCACCAACUCCAGCAAAUGCCGCGCAUUGCAAUGGGGCAACAACAACCCAAGCAACCGCCACACACAACAACAGAGCAGCAAGAGCAGCCCCAGCAACCGCCGAAUACAGCGGAGCAACAGCCCGUGUCGCCCUCUGCCGCCGCUGUUGAGAAGGAAGUGCCGCCGGCGCCGACACCGCCGGGGUCGCAGAAUAUGCUGGGCGGCCGUCAGUACUGGCUGCCAAUGCCGCCAGACACGCCGACCGCGCCGCCGGUGGACGAGCGGCGCAGCUUCGUGCAGCGUCUACGCCAGAGUCCCGAGCUGUCCCGUCGGCCGCCGCCGGCCGCCCGGAAGCCGGCGGCGCCGCUGGAGCCCGGUCUGGAGCACCAGUUCCUGCGGCCGGCGCUGCCCUCGCCGCACCGGGCUACCCCCCGCGCCGCUGCCUCCCCACAAUCCAUCUUCGACACGCCUCGUCGACCGGCCGUCGAGCCGGCGUCGCCGCAGCGGCCGCCGGCAGGCAGCCCGAGCCGCGCAGUCCCGCAGCAGACCGCUCCGUCCACCCCGCGCGCUGCGGCACCCGCCGCCGAGCCCACCACGCCCGUUCGUCCGGCGGCCGCCGCGGCUGGCGACGCGCCCAGAUCCAUGGCCGCCUUCUUCACCAGCCCCGAGACGGACGUCGGGGAGAUGGACUCGAGUUUCUCGCUGUUCGGCGGCCCGCCGGGAGGCAAGGCGGCCUCCCCGCAGCCGCCGCCGCCGUCAGGUAUGUCGCUAUUUGGAGCUGGUGAUGUCGGCGGGGACGGCGAUCAGGGAGCUGACGACUUCAGCUUCAGCUUCUUUGGAGGAGGCUCCUCAGACGCCGAGAAAGAAACCUCUGGUGGCGGUGGAGGCGUUUUCAACUUCUUCUGAAUUAGCCCUGACGGCAGUUCGUAUUUUCGUGGAAAGUUAUCAUGUUUGGCGCUGUUCGCCGUUUUCGUGUUUGUGAUGUGAUUGGUCAGCGUUGCCGUGUAUGUUGACUGUUGAGGUACAAUUCGUGUUACAGUUGUGAUCACGGUAGUGUUCAUGCAAUCGUGUUAAGUGAUAGUAAUAGUGUAUCUCUUGAUUGGUGCUGAUUAUAAAUCGUUCAACACCCACGCACAAAAAAGAA